Messenger RNA from Hypoxylon trugodes, 999 nucleotides. Its product is annotated as eukaryotic mitochondrial regulator protein-domain-containing protein. Lineage: Eukaryota; Fungi; Ascomycota; Sordariomycetes; Xylariales; Hypoxylaceae. The transcript has 2 exons. Gene Ontology annotation, molecular function: structural constituent of ribosome. Gene Ontology annotation, cellular component: mitochondrial small ribosomal subunit. Gene Ontology annotation, biological process: mitochondrial translation. Bases 1 to 999 code for a protein of 332 amino acids. The record is from RefSeq and is a predicted model, not a curated record.
AUGCCACCACGCAUACCGAAGUCGUCAACGGCCUCAUCCGCCUUGGCGAAUUUUACAUUACCACUUAGUGUGCAGUCAUCUCUACCCAAGCCCUAUCCGCAAGGUGAAGCCAGCUUCUCGACGACGGCUAGUCGGCCUCGUUUUACAAAGGAGCGCCGCCUAUUCAGAAUAUGGAUCAACGGCGAAGGCGCUGCGCUCCGCAAAAACGGACGGGGUGAGACAAAUUACAUUCAGACCAAACUGGAUAUCAUAAAAAAUUCUAGUCGGCCUUUUCCCCUCAACAGCCAAUUUAAGAGCGAGCCUGUUUUAGACGAAACAUCAAGAGAAUUGAUCUGGAGCAAGGUGAUGCGGAAUGGCGAGACAAUCAAAGCCGUGUCCGCCGAAUUGGGCGUCGAUAUUAGAAGAGUAGCCGCUAUUGUAAGAUUAAAGGAGGUUGAAAUGGACUGGGUAGCUAAGGGAAAACAAUUAGCGAAGCCAUAUGCCAAAGCUAUGCUAUCUAUGUUGCCUAGGCACACAAUACGACCUGAUUUACAGAACGAGCCUUUCGAGCCUAUUAACGAAAUCCACGUGCAUCCAUAUACCAUGAAACAAAUAUUUUGGCCAACAUCAGAAUCUCGCCAUUUUACUCGUGCCGAUGCCGCGAAAGCUUUCCAUCAUACAAUGCUUUCUGCGGACGAGAGAGUUCCCCAUCCAGAAUUAAUACAAAUGGAGAAGGACGUGUUACAAGGUCGGUCGCUGUGGGAUGCAUCGGAACGGUUUAAGCAAGCCGCGAUGGAGUCGGAGAGAAAAGCAGCCGACAGAGAACUCGCCAAGGUUACUCUAGAGGAGAAAUAUACUACUCGAGUAAACACCAAGCGCUGUGAGUUUCGCUUUAAACAGAUAAACUCAGAGAACGUUGGUCCCAAAGGAAGGUCCCGGAACGCUGUCGGCUGGAGAUACGGUGCGCCACACUACGACCGCUCUAAGGGUGAAGUCAAGAUCCCUACAUCAGUACCUUGA